Stegostoma tigrinum is the source of this 2319-nucleotide messenger RNA. RefSeq names its product dynein, axonemal, intermediate chain 2b (gene dnai2b). Gene Ontology annotation, cellular component: outer dynein arm. The record is from RefSeq and is a predicted model, not a curated record. The transcript has 14 exons. Gene Ontology annotation, biological process: outer dynein arm assembly; cilium movement. NCBI's taxonomy places the organism in Eukaryota, Metazoa, Chordata, Chondrichthyes, Orectolobiformes, Stegostomatidae. Gene Ontology annotation, molecular function: dynein light chain binding; dynein heavy chain binding. The coding region runs from base 330 to 2105 and encodes 591 amino acids.
UGUUGCUAGGAAACAGUCAAACUGUCUGGAGCCGAAGACAGGCAGAGAGCGACUAUAAACCGGCCGCAAGUACCGGGAUCGAGCCAGAGACAAGCAGAGAGAGACUAUAAACCGGCCGCAAGUACCGGGAUCGAGCCAGAGACAGGCAGAGAGAGACUAUAAACCGGCCGCAAGUACCGGGAUCGAGCCAGAGACAGGCAGAGAGAGACUAUAAACCGGCCACAGGUACCGGGAUCGAGCCAGAGACAGGCAGAGAGAGACUAUAAACCGGCCACAGGUACCGGGAUCGAGCCAGAGACAGGCAGAGAGACUACAAACCAGCCGCAGAGAUGAUGGAAAUAGUGUAUGUCUAUACUAAAAUACGGAGCGAGUUUGGGCGGCAGUGUAACUUUUCAGAUCGCCCAGCAGAGCUACAUGUUGACAUUGUCCCGGAUCCAUCGUUGGCAGAAAACUUCAUCGAGAAAAAUCCCAUUGAUGUGUUUGUACAAGUUUCAAAGGACAUGUCUGAACAUGAGGCCAAUACAGAACGUUUUAAGACAGAGACUCGAGGGAUUAACCAUGUAGAGGGUGGCUGGCCCAAAGAUAUAAAUGCAAAUGAUCUGGAACAUACCAUUCGUUACAGGAAGAAAGUGGAAAAGGAUGAGAAUUAUGUCUACACACUCAUGCAGCUUGGUAGUUUAAUGGAGCACUGCAUCAAACAGAACAACGCAAUUAAUAUUUAUGAGGAAUACUUUGAUGAUAAAGAGGAAUCUGUUGAAAGAUUUAUCGAACCUUCAUCUGCAAAAACUAUAAAUGUUUUCAGUGACCCCAAUGAAGUUAAGCGGACGGUGUCUCAUAUCUCAUGGCAUCCAGAUCAAGGCCGAAAGCUGGCAAUUUCUUAUUGUUGUCUGGAGUUUCAAAGAGCUGCUGACAAUAUGAGUUAUGAAUCAUACAUCUGGGACCUCGAAAAUACAAAUAAGCAUGACAUGGUAAUAAAGCCUGUAUCACCUCUUCUGUGUCUGGAGUACAACCCAAAAGAUUCACAUAUUCUGGCUGGAGGUUGUUACAAUGGACAAAUGGGAUACUGGGACACACGGAAAGGAAGCCAGGCGGUUGAAAUUCCAACAAUUGAAGUUGGUCAUCGGGAUCCUGUAUACAAGAUUAUUUGGUUACAGUCUAAAACGGGAACAGAAUGUUUCUCUGCUGCUUCUGAUGGGCAGGUACUGUGGUGGGAUAUCCGGAAAUUGAGUGAACCUGUAGAGAGACUCAUUCUGGACGUUACAAAGAAAGAUGAUCCAGAUAUUGCAUAUGGAGCUGUUUCACUCGAGUUUGAAAGCACCAUGCCAACCAAAUUUAUGGUAGGCACAGAACGAGGUGUCGUAAUAUUGGGAAAUCGAAAAGGGAAAGUCCCAGCUGAGAAGAUUGUCUCCACCUUCACUGGCCAUCAUGGUCCAAUCUAUGCUGUCCAGAGAAACCCUUUUUACCCAAAGAACUUUCUAACAGUUGGGGACUGGACAGCCCGAAUUUGGUCUGAGGAACUCAGGGACUCAUGCAUUAUAUGUACUAAAUACCACAUGUCCAACUUGACAGAUGGUUGUUGGAGCCCCGUCAGGCCAUCUGUUUUCUUCACAACCAAAAUGGAUGGCACUGUGGAUACUUGGGACUUAUUGUUUAAACAUGGUGAACCAACCCUCAGUGUUAAGGUGUGUGAUGAAGCUCUAUACAGUUUGCGCAUCCAAGACAAUGGCCGAUUGCUUGCCUGUGGUUCUCACCGAGGCACAACAACACUUCUCGAGUAUUCAUCAGGUUUCUGUACUUACCAGAAAAAUGAAAAAGCACUUGCAAAUGCGAUGUUUGAGAGGGAGACAAAACGGGAGAAGAUUCUGGAAGCACGUCAACGUGAGUUACGUGCAAAAGAACGUGCUAAAUCUGAACAAGGAAAGGCGGUGGAAAGCAAAGAAGUCGAUGAGGAGGAGACAAUUGAGUACAAAAUUGCAAAGGCUGAGGAAACAUUCUUUGAAACUAUUGAAAAAGAAAGAGAGAGAUUUGAGGUGGAGACGGAAAAAAUGGACCAACAGGAAAAGGGAACAUCAGAGGAAGAUGAUGAUGAGACGGAUGAGUACUAAAUGGAGAAUGCAAUUUGAGACUGCAGCAUCAACUGAAUAAAUUAAUUCAUUUUGCUUAGUUAUUGAAGGAACAGCCAACGUCCAGAAGAUCAACACCUUGAAACUGUGUAUUGACAUCUGGACAUUAGAUGCACCUAUUUUCAUAGUUUGUUAACUUUAUUCAAAAUAUGUUUUUUUUGGAUAUUUAAAUAAAAUUUCUAGCUUGUCUUUGCAA